Lates calcarifer (barramundi perch) is the source of this 3357-nucleotide messenger RNA. RefSeq names its product fibroblast growth factor 24 (gene fgf24). Gene Ontology annotation, molecular function: growth factor activity; type 1 fibroblast growth factor receptor binding; type 2 fibroblast growth factor receptor binding. Gene Ontology annotation, biological process: fibroblast growth factor receptor signaling pathway; dorsal/ventral pattern formation; positive regulation of protein phosphorylation. Gene Ontology annotation, cellular component: cytoplasm. Lineage: Eukaryota; Metazoa; Chordata; Actinopteri; Centropomidae. The record is from RefSeq and is a predicted model, not a curated record. Bases 1028 to 1660 code for a protein of 210 amino acids. The transcript is spliced from 5 exons.
UGCAGAUCUUUUAAACCAGGUUGUCUUUGUCCAUUUCCGAAUAUUAAUUAAAUCCUCUGCCAAAACGACUUUUAGAAAAAUUACAAUUGGCAAGAACAAACAAACAAAUCAAAACGCACUUCAUCUCCUUGUUCUACUUCUCUUCUGCGCAGCGCUUUGCCCACCGAGAGGGAAAAAACCCUCUCCAAGCUUGAUGGUCUCUCCAAGAUUACCCUAUCAGGUGCAAACCGCUGACAUGUUUCCACCCACCAACAACAAAAAAGCCUCUCUGUGCCCAAAUCUCAAGCCACAGACGCACAAACACCACUGACAGGCACUGCUGCGCCAUCAUCAGCCCCCAAAAAACCUCUCCAGGGAUCCGCUGCUGCCGCUGCCGCUGCGAUUUCCACACAAAAACAUAACUUUUUUGUAUGCUUGGAUAAGUUUGUUUGCCCACUUUUAGCGACUUGUUUUUGGUGGAAGGGCGUUUUAUUAUCCUCCGCUUUUACUUUUUCCCCCUCCUCCGCAGCACUUGGUAGAAUAAAAUGACCCAUGCAAGGUGUGUAAAUCCCCCGCAGGUACGGACGGAGCUGAGGAGCUUGUGAUCUCUGGAGCAGCAGGAUUGGGAUUGCGGGACAGCUCGGUUAGAGUAUAGGUGCGCAAAACUCGAAGGAUAUUUUUUAAACGAGGGGAUUUUUUUUGAAGAGGUCGAACACUGAAUCCUUUGCACGCUUGGCACCGAUUUACGGAGACGUUGCGGGAUUUCGAGGAGCAGAGGAGACUGAUGCUGAGAAAAAUAAUAAUCUGGAUAAUUCCUCCCCAACAAGGAAGCACCUAAUGUUGCACUCCGUGACUCUGCUACUGCUCUCCGGUGAUCUAUCCUUAUACUGGGAUUCAAUCUCCUACUUACCGCCGGAGGUGUGUGCGUAAAGGACGCGCAGGGAAGCGAAAGCGAGCGAGAGAGAGAGGGGGGCGAUUUCGCCAACCUUCCCCGGGGCCCUAAAUCUGUGGAAGCAGGUGUAUUUCAGGUGUAUUUCUGCGAGUCAAGAUGUCUCUGCUGCCUUCGAGGUUCAUAUACCUGUGUUUACAUUUUCUGGUACUCUAUUUCCAGCUACAGGAAUCCCAGCAGAGCUCUGCUGAUUUCAGGUUUUACAUUGAGAACCACACGAGGAACCCGGACGACCUGAGCCGGAAACAGGUCCGGAUCUACCAACUGUACAGCAGAACCACAGGGAAGCAUGUCCAGAUCUUGGGGAAGAAAAUCAACGCCAAUGGAGAUGAUGGGGGCAAGUAUGCUCUACUUGUGGUUGAGACAGAAACCUUUGGGAGCCACAUUCGAAUAAAAGGAAAAGAAAGCGAACAUUACAUUUGCAUGAACGAGAAAGGCAAAAUAGUUGGAAGGCCCGAUGGAAGGAAGCAGGAGUGCGUCUUUGUCGAGGAAUUCCUGGAGAACAACUACACAGCUCUCGUGUCGGCCAAGUACAAAGGAUGGUACCUCGGCUUCAACCGGAAGGGGCGGCCCAAGAAAGGCUCGCGGACCACGCAGAGGCAACAGGAAGUCCACUUCAUGAAGCGCCAGCCAAAGGGCAGGGUGGACCCACUGGAGGAGUUUCGUUUCACCACAGUAACUAAGCGGACACGAAGGGCUCGCCGAUUAAAACCCAACCCCAAGAGGAACUGAUGGGACCAAUGGGACAGCACUAAUUUUCCUCGGAUGGGGAAAAAAAAACCUGUAACUGAAAAUCUCAAGCUUCUUGUCUUAAAAGAAUCACCUUAAAGACUUCACUUCUGUAAAAGAAAGACAGACAAAAAGAACAAAAAAAAGUCAAAGAUGUUUUAUUUUUGUAUUUCAGGAUGACUGAAUAUUUCCUAACUCUUGGAUUCUUCUGGGUUGAUGUCAUUGUGCUAACGUGUCUGUCAUGUUAUUUAUACUGGAUAAACUAAAGGACUUCUGAGAGAAUUCCUGUCGCCGAUCAUCCUCAGCUACGUCUGAACUGCAAGCUGAAGGCACACUUUCUUUUUGACAAUGGGGGCUGAAGCAGGAGCUGACGCAAUGUUAUAAAGAUCAGCCAACUAGAGAUUUAUUGGAAUACCUGUCGGUUUUUGUUUGUGUUGCCCCUGACAACGCGGAUCCCAUACUUUCCACUGGAAUCAGACACCAUGGAGAUGAAACGGAGAGAGGUGGCAGUUGCAGGUGACACUGUGCUGCCGGGAUAACUGUGUAGCUUUGAGUGCAAUAUUUUACAGGUCUCUCUCUUUCUCUUCCUCUUCUCUUUUUUUCCAUAUGUCUCUCAACCUCAGCUUCACUCGUGGCUCCUGGAAUGCGCUGAACCUUCCGAGUACUGUGUGUGAUUUCCUUGACAUUUCCAUGCAGCUUGUGAUUCAGCUAAAACACGACAUGCUUUGACUAGUCAGGCACCAGCCGUGGCUUUAGUCUUGUUUAAACACUAAAAAAACAAAAAAAAAACUAUACAAACAAAAAAACAAAACAAAAAAAACAGCUGAUGUGAUUCAUAAUUCCAUAAAGUCUUCCAGAUUCAUCACAUUGAGGAGAUGGAUGUUAUUCCCAUUUGUCUCCCUUUGGACUUGCUUUCUAACAGCUCUUCAUUGCAUGUGUUAAAGCUGUUACAGAAAAGGAUGCUUUGAUUCUUUGAGUGUGAGCUAGCUAAUAUUUUGGGGUUGGUGAUGAAGACUUCCUCUACCUCCUUGUUCUUUGUGUUUAUCUUUACCUGAUCUGACUGUCUGUGUUCAGUUAAUCUCAAGAAGCUUUCAGUCAACGCUGAGCUUGAACUGGGCUCUUCUCUCUCUCUCUCUCUUUUUUUUUUUUUUCCAAAAUCAUCUUUUUACUGUGAGCUCAUCCUUGCUCCUUUCACUCUCAUUGGAUGAAAGUUUCAUAGAUGCUUUUGGGAAAAUGUAGCCCCUGCGCUUUGUGUUUGUCAGAUCAGUGAUCCACACACAGGAAUACUGCAGCUCAUCCAACCCUGAUCACUUCAUAAAUCCACGUGACAAUUAAGACUUCUCCUCAAAAACCCAGAUGACCAACUUGUCCAGGAUUCAGGGAACAUUUUUUUAGCAACAUGUGGUAGAGUUUGUGUCUGAAUCCUAAAGGGAAAAGUCUGUGCUUCUAUCAUUCCUUCUCUCACUGACAACAACUCCGGCCUCUUUUCACCAGUAGUAUGUAUUCACCUGUCUGCCGGCAGGGGUUUUUUUGUAUGAGUUGCUACUAACAACAUGACACAUUUAUGAUUUUUUUUAAAAACAAAUGUAAGCAAAAAUAAUUUUAUGACUAUUAUUAAGAUAUUUAUUGCCUCCCUUUGUAAAUAAAAUGUGAUGAGUUUUAUUUGGCCUCUGUUAAUAAAAUGAGGACUAUAUUUUAAA